AAUGUCAUUUCAUUUUUCGUUGUGCGCAAUAAAGUUAGCAGCUAGCAGAUCAAAGAAAACGAUUAUAUGCGAAAGCAGGAAGACCAGCUUGGAUAAAAAAAAGCUAGUGAAGUCUGUUAAUACAUUUUUGCCAAUAUAUUAACAUUGAAAAAGAAAAGUUAAAUCAAAUACGCACUGCAAAACUCGACAGCUAGACGAACAGCAGAUUCAAUAUGUUCGGGCAUAAGCUUAUAGUAUGCACGACUUUGCUCCUGUUGAGCAGCUCUGUUUACUCGCAGUCGCUGGGGGUGAGCUUGAAAAAUGCCGACUUUCCCGAUCAGGAAAAGCCGUUAACAUCGAGCAGCAGCAGCUCGACUUCGACAACCUCAACCACGGCUAAACCGCCCAUAACCAGCAGCUCGAGCACCACUUCAACAACGUCGACAACAACAACAACAACUAGCACUGCGGCCCCAACAACCAGCACUGUGGCACCAAGUACCUCGACACCUGCGCCCGUGCCAACCACUACACGCAAGCCACAACCGUAUCCAGAACCAACUGCCGGCUCAUGGAACUGCUCCUGCAUUAUGCUCACCAUGGCAGCUCAGCUCAACUUUACCUACGAGACAAAGAGCGGCAACAUGUCCAACGCCCUGUUCAACGUGCCCAGCACUGCUAAAUUGGAUCAUUGCUUGUGCGAUAGCCAGGUCACGCAGUUCAUGCAGCUGAAUUGGGGUUCAGUUGACUCGCAGGAAUCGUUGGUGCUGCAACUGGAGAACAAGAAUAAGUCCGUUUCACUUACUUCCAUCAAAGUGGUCUUGCCGCUAUCCGCUGCAGAUUUCCCCGAUGCUAAGGAGAAUCAGACCAUUCAGUUGAUACACAACAGCCAGAACACGGACUUCAAGACGCCCGAGAAGAUGUCGUACCAUUGCACACGCGUCCAGAAGUUCAACAUGUCGGAGACCAUCAGCGGCAACGAGACCAUUGGCACGAUCAGUGUUGGCCAUGUGCAGGUGGAGGCAUUCCGCAGUGCAAAUGCCACUGGCUUCUCCACGGUGCACGAUUGCGACAGUUCGGAGACCUCCGAUGUGGUGCCCAUUGCUGUGGGCAUUGCCCUCGCGGCUCUGAUUCUUGUGGUCCUCAUCUCGUAUCUGUGUGCGCGUCGUCGUUCCACCUCUCGCGGCUACAUGAGCUUCUAAGCUGGUGUAAAUAAGAUAGCGAUAGAUAAAGAGAGUUUAGCAGAGAGAGAGAGAGAGAAAUGUGAGGAGUGCCCAGGCAGUUGGCAGCAGUUGUUGUUGUGUAUGUGUGUGUGUGUGAGAGAGAUUGAGCGAGCGAGGGGUAGUUAGUGCGUUGUAAUCAAGAGAGAGUUGUAAGAUUGAUUUUCUAAUUGGCAGAACAGACAGAGAGGGAGAGCACUAAGCGAGGGGAAAUAGAAAAGGAUGCAAGAAAUUAGAAAUUUGUAAAUUUGUCAAACGGUUCUUCUAAUUUUUUGAUUUUGUUUUAUUUUAUUAAUUUUUUUUGUCUAAAUUACAAAGGGGAGAUAUUAAAAUCUAAAACCAACAAUUCUGUGUGUAUGUGUGUGAGCGUGGCAUUCUUAAACUUAUCCGUAAUCGUAUCAAACUAUCAAAUUGAAUCUUUUAAUUACAUUUUCUACGAUACAAGCAACAAUUAUACUUCAAUUUCAAUUAAACGUCGAAAGGUGGGAAACGCGCGUGCGAACGUAGGGAGGGAGUAGGAAAGAAAUACGAUACUGUGGCAAGUAACGGUUAUUACGUAAAUGACAACAACAAACAGCGAAAAGAAAACCACACAACAUUUUAAAAAAAUACAAUUAUAUUGAUUUUAAAUUAUAACCGUUAAUAAACAGCAACAAAUUAUGUAUUAUUUGCCGCUUUGAAGCGUAAUAAACGAUAAACCAAAAAAAA
Messenger RNA from Drosophila hydei, 1907 nucleotides. Its product is annotated as lysosome-associated membrane glycoprotein 1. The record is from RefSeq and is a predicted model, not a curated record. Bases 213 to 1181 code for a protein of 322 amino acids. Lineage: Eukaryota; Metazoa; Arthropoda; Insecta; Diptera; Drosophilidae. Gene Ontology annotation, cellular component: membrane. The transcript is spliced from 4 exons.